GGAAGCGAUAAAUAUGGCAGCGGAAAUAAAGCCCUCGCCCAAACGCAACGAACGUUUCAGCAGCAAAAAACCAGAACUGCUGAGCAAAUUGGAGGGCAGUGCCGAUGACAUUAAUGCAGCUAUACUAAUACCGGGCGAGAAUGGUGUCAUCAGUGUGUCAGACGACAAGACCAUUAGAGUGUGGUUGAAACGAGACUCGGGCCAGUAUUGGCCCAGCAUUUGCCAAUUUAUGCCCAGUGGCUGCACUUGCCUCUAUUAUUUGCAGGAAACACGUCAGUUGUUUGUCGGGCAAGAGAAUGGCACGGUAACGGAGAAUACCCUGUCGGAAGAUUGCAACCGUUUGACAUUUGUUCGCGACCAUUUGGCGCAUCAGGCCCGCGUUAUGGCUGUGGUCUAUUCGAAGCCACACAAUUGGGUGUUGUCGUGCAGCAAAGAUAAGACAUUCGCCUAUCACUGUUCGGAGACUGGCAGGCGAAUUGGUCAGUACAACUUCGAGACACCCUGUACGGCGCUGCAGUUUGAUGCUCCGGCCAAAUAUGCAUUUAUUGGUGAUCAUGCCGGUCAGAUAACCAUGUUGCGUUGUGACACCCAGGGUGGGGUGCAGCUGAUAACCACCUUUAAAGGCCACACGGCAGCCAUACGCUGCCUCAAGUGGGUGGAGGGGCCUCAACUACUGUUCAGCGGAGCUUGCGACCAGGCCGUUAUUGUUUGGGAUGUGGGCGGUAAACGUGGCACCACCUACGAACUGCAGGGCCACAAAAACAAGGUCACCUCCCUGGCCUAUGCCAAUCACACGCAACAGUUGAUUAGCUGUGCCGAGGAUAAUGUGGUCGUUUUUUGGGAAAUGAAUGCCAUGCGCAAAGAAGUUCCUAACUGGGUUGAAUCGAACAGUUGUCAAAUCUGUAGCCGUCCAUUUUUCUGGAAUUUCCGUUCGAUGAUGGAUCAAAAACAAAUCGGUUUGCGUCAACAUCAUUGCCGCAAUUGUGGCCGGGCCAUAUGUGAUAAUUGUUCGCAGAAUCGUAUCAACAUACCGAUAAUGGGUUUCGAGUUUGAUGUGCGGGUCUGUAAUGCCUGUUACAAUGAAUUGCAUGCAGUGGAAAGGCCAUCGCUGGCCUCAUUUCAUGAUGCCAAACAUUCGAUUGUCUAUAUGGAUUUGGAGGAGGAGCGCAAACGUCUGCUGACCGUUGGGCAGGAUCGUGUUAUUAAGAUAUGGGAUUUGAAUACCAUUUGGGAGUAA
Musca vetustissima is the source of this 1237-nucleotide messenger RNA. It is a transcript of the gene Wdfy2, whose product is annotated as WD repeat and FYVE domain-containing protein 2. The transcript has a single exon. The coding region runs from base 14 to 1237 and encodes 407 amino acids. The record is from RefSeq and is a predicted model, not a curated record. Lineage: Eukaryota; Metazoa; Arthropoda; Insecta; Diptera; Muscidae. Gene Ontology annotation, molecular function: protein binding; metal ion binding.